CUAUUUUCUAUUUUCUAUUUUAUUUUUAACAAGAGAGAUGCCAAUGUUGAUCCAUGAACGGUGCGGCGCUGGACAACCUUUUGGGUGUUAAAUAAGCUGUCGUGGGAGCGAGGCAACGUCAUUCCAAAGUUUGCCGAUAAGAGCCCGCCCGCAUUUUUAAGGGAAUUAUUAGUAACUAACGCCACGGCACCCUCCUGAUAAUUUAAAUCAAAUGGUUCCCUUUUCCCUGGAAUGAAGACCUUAAAUGCCUCAUCAUACCUAGGUAUUAUUUGCGUUUUGUUUAAAUAAUUGUGCAGCUAUUUGAGAAUAGCUAUAUAACGCUAAACCCGAUUUGAACGGCGAACUCUAAAUUUUGGGACUUCAAAAAUUUCCCGUCUAUCACUCAAGAUCGGUAUCUUCAUCUACCCUGACCACAUUUAACGCAGCUCUGUCAAGCGACAAAUAAAUGAUCUAGCUUAAUUUACAGUUCCCGCUUUUUCGCAAUCUUUUGGCAAACUCUCACCCCCAGAGCCUACGCGGCGCAACUCAAACUACGGUUCCCCUCCGAUUAGUUCGGGCCUCCCACGACUACCCGUACAACACUCUCAGAAUGUCCGAACCCAUUCCCGAAUCCAUCCCGACCAGUCAAGAUCCGCGCAGCAAGCGGCCCCUAAAACGCCGCGCGCUCACCCCCGUCUCUGAACAAGCUACCCAAAUCCAGUCUCUCUUCAAAGACCCCUCAAAGGACAUCCAUAUACCUGCCCCCUCCAAACCACGCACAAGCGCGUCCCUAGCGCCACCGCCUGAAAUAGUCGCUAACGUUCAGGGCUCCUCGGCUGGUGCGGGUUCUGGAGAGUUCCACGUCUACAAAGCCAGUCGAAGAAGGGAAUAUGAACGCCUAAAGCUCAUGGAGCACGAAUUGAAGAUGGAGCAAGCGGAUGAGAUGUUCGAGCGGAGAAUGGAGGAGGCUAGACGUAAGGAUGAGGAGAGAACGGAGAAAAAUCGGAGAAAAAGGGAGAAGAAGAAGAAGGCGAAGGAGAAAAAAGGUGCUGCGGCCCCUUCGGCUGCCGGUCCUGAUGCUGAGAUGCCACGGGAGCGGAAUGGCGAGAGGAAUGCCAAUGGAGGCGCGGAUGGGAAUGAGAAUAAGGUGUCUGGAACGGAGAACGCUACAGAUGGACCUAGGGAAGAACUUGGUGUUAUAAUUCACGAUGAUGACUGAUUGAUCUUGGGGUUACAUUAUUUCAUUCGGUUGCCUUGGAAGAGACAGGAAGUAGGAAUUGCAGUCCAACGCGAUGCUACGAAUUAGGUGAUAAGGAAAAGAUAAUAUGAUACCCACAUAGCUGCUUUUAUUUGUAUUUGUAUUUAAUUAAUUUUUCGCUUAUCAUACAGGUCUAGAUGCUGUUGAAUGAUUUGCGUGAGGUGGGAAAAGAUUCAUCCAAAGGUUAAAAGCUCUAAGUCAUUUAUUCAUCACCACCGCCAACAUUCGCCGCUUGCUUCAGAGUUUUGGCACUACAGAUAUCAUCGACUCGAAGUAACAUGCAUGCGGACUGUAGCAAGGAACGUUAGAUGACAUUAUGUUGUGGGACAAAGAUUUUGAAAAAAACACUUACCUCGACUGCAGUUUUGAUGCUCUGUAAUUUGACUGCCUCAGGCUCCCACACACCAUAUUCUUUCAUAUCAACAACUUCUCCAGUAUCUCCAUCAACGCCAUAGGUGUUGUUACCUUCGACAUGUUUGGCUCUUAGGUUCGUAAGGAUGCGAAUAGGGCUGGCGCCAGCAUUCUGGAUGAGUGUUCUAGGGAUCACUUCCAUCGCAUCUGCAA
Messenger RNA from Blastomyces dermatitidis ER-3, 1801 nucleotides. RefSeq lists its product as uncharacterized. Gene Ontology annotation, cellular component: nucleolus. Gene Ontology annotation, molecular function: protein kinase inhibitor activity; protein kinase binding; double-stranded RNA binding. The record is from RefSeq and is a predicted model, not a curated record. The transcript has a single exon. The coding region runs from base 590 to 1198 and encodes 202 amino acids. Gene Ontology annotation, biological process: negative regulation of protein kinase activity. Lineage: Eukaryota; Fungi; Ascomycota; Eurotiomycetes; Onygenales; Ajellomycetaceae.